GAUUUAUGAUCAAGAUUUUUAUAAAUUUCUUCAAUUUACCAACACCUGUUCAUUUAAUGCACCAAAUCACAAUCUUGAUCGAUCAACACAUUCACAAUCUUCAAUGUCAAACAACAGGUUUCGGAGAGGCAGAGGUGAAAGAAAUCAGAUUACCGACCAAGAUUCAGAUUCUUUAGAAUCUACAAUGGGAAACAUUCGAAUGAUGAUCUUGUCUACCAUAUGUAAUGAAGGUGAAGGAGACUUGUUGACACCAGAAAAGAGGCUGCUGAACUCGAUCGAGAUUGUUGAGAGGGUUGUGAUGGAGGAGUUGAACAGAUUGAAGAGAACACCUGCUGCUGAAAAGGCAGAGAGGGAGAAGAAGGUCAGAACUUUGAUGUCAAUGAGAUGGGCUGAUUCAUGUUGGCUAAAUGCAAAAUGGGCUGAUGGGUUAGAUGCUGGUGCUGGAGUUAUGAUUGCCGGGUCGCAGCGGAUUGCAGCUAUUGCGGAUGGAUCAGUAUAAAUUAUAAGUUUGUUAAUAACAAACAAACUUAUUAUUCAAGUUCACUUUGACAAUUUUUUUAGCAUGGUUCUUCACAUACAUACACAUCAAUUAUAACCAUCAUCUUUGGUGUUUUUUAGUUUUUGGUCUUUGUAUACAUCUUUUGUUAGGCAUUGGUAUUCUGUUCUCAUAAGAUUACUUCUGAAUCUUGUUUAAAUUUGUGCCGACUUCUUACAGAUAUAAAUAAUACAUUCAGUUUUGUG
Helianthus annuus (common sunflower) is the source of this 741-nucleotide messenger RNA. RefSeq lists its product as uncharacterized. Gene Ontology annotation, cellular component: nucleus. The coding region runs from base 104 to 499 and encodes 131 amino acids. The transcript has 2 exons. Lineage: Eukaryota; Viridiplantae; Streptophyta; Magnoliopsida; Asterales; Asteraceae. Gene Ontology annotation, biological process: regulation of nuclear division; negative regulation of ubiquitin protein ligase activity. The record is from RefSeq and is a predicted model, not a curated record.